This is a messenger RNA of Lactuca saligna, 603 nucleotides long. The record is from the annotation of a GenBank genome assembly. Lineage: Eukaryota; Viridiplantae; Streptophyta; Magnoliopsida; Asterales; Asteraceae.
AUGCCAAAGCAACCGGUACUAGGUCGACAACGCCGCACCAACCCCUUCAUCUGGUGCUUCGCCGUUAUCUGCUCACUCAUCGCCACCUCCGUAAUCAUCGCCGGAAUAGUUGUAUUUUCAGGAUACCUUGUGAUCCGACCAAAAAUGCCGCUCCUCUCCGUCCGUGCAUCUCGUCUGGAUCAUCUUUACUAUGAUCGAACAGGUGUUAUGGCUGUACGAUUAACGAUCCUCAUCCGUGCAGAGAACCAUAACCAGAAAGCACAUGCGACCUUCUAUGACACCAGAUUGUUACUCGGUUACCACGGGCAGAACAUCGCGCGACUGGUGGCGAAUCCGUUCGACGUUGGGAAGAAUGCGACGAGGGAGUUGAAUUAUGUGGUGGAGUCGUCGCCGAUUCCGUUGCCGCCGGAGGAACAGUAUUUGACACAGCAAUCGUUGAGUAAAAGUAAGUUGAUGUUGUUCUUCUUGAAAGGGAGUUCGAGGACGAUGUGGAGAGUUGGCCCGUUGGGAUCUGUCAAGUUCUGGCUGCAUAUGGACUGUGAGCUCCUGUUGCCCGUCAAUGGCAGCGUGGUAAACUCCCAUUGUAGCACAAAAUCACAUUGA